Molecule: messenger RNA, 2577 nt
Organism: Cryphonectria parasitica EP155
Lineage: Eukaryota; Fungi; Ascomycota; Sordariomycetes; Diaporthales; Cryphonectriaceae
Exons: 2
Coding region: 1-2577 (858 amino acids)
Cellular component (GO): mitochondrial membrane
Source: RefSeq, a predicted model, not a curated record
AUGGCGAAUGGCGACGACGACGCAAGCAGGGAUUCAGCACCCGAUCUGAAGAUCCUCGGUGACCGGAUCACCCUCCAUCCCUCUGGCUAUAUCGAGCCGCCUGUGUCCACAACUCCGUCUGGCGCAGCUGCAGCAGCUGCAGCGCAGGAGGAGGAGGCCCUGAUGAAAUACACUGCGCACUUCCGCUCUGAACCCCUCCAGUUCUUGCGUGAGGUCUCUCUCUAUGUCUCGGGUACUGGAUGGCGUGCAUACGACCAUGUCAUAGGCCAGCCCAUCUUCUACUCGGGCUUCAGCGAGAAUAUGAAGAACGCGAUCUUGUCGGCGCCGCUGCUGAAUGCCCGCAUAGCACGGUUGGCAGACAGGCGGCUUGCCGUGGAGGAGGCACAGGGCAUGUUAGGCGACAAGAACAAGAGCAGGAACGGCAAGGACUAUGUCGUGCGGAAGGCACAGCGCCGGACUGCUUUGGAGCAAGGGCUGAGGGAGAUCGCUGAGAAGUGGACAGACCACAUGAUUUGCAAGUUCGAAAGCAAGACCUUCAUCAGGGGCGCGUACUACCUCACCACCCAGCUCUUGACCAGGGCCUAUCACCAGGGCAUACAUGUCUCGAGCGAGGAGGUGCUGAUGCUGCGGAGGGUCGCCCAGCAGGCCGCCGCCAAGAAGCAGAGCAUUGUAUUUCUGCCCUGCCAUCGCUCUCACGUCGACUAUGUCUCUAUGCAGCUGAUUUGUUACCGCCUGGGCAUUGCGCUGCCCGUCGUUGUCGCCGGCGACAACCUAAACUUCCCGCUCGUGGGCAGCUUUUUGCAGCAUGCAGGUGCCUUUUAUAUUCGGAGAUCCUUUGGCGAUGAUGCGCUGUAUACAACGCUCGUGCAGACCUAUAUCGAUACGUUAUUGCAGGGAGGCUUCAAUUUUGAGUGCUUCAUCGAGGGCGGGAGAUCACGCACGGGCAAGCUGCUGCCGCCGAAAUUCGGCAUUCUGAGCUUCAUCAUCGACAGCCUCCUGUCUGGCCGCGUCGAGGACACCAUUAUAUGUCCUGUGAGCACCCAAUACGACAAGGUCAUCGAGACGGAGGGGUACGUGACCGAGCUCCUGGGCGUCCCCAAGAAGAAGGAAAACCUGGCCGACUUCCUCUCGGGCGGCUCGUCCGUUCUCUCCCUCCGGCUAGGCAGGGUCGAUGUCCGCUUCCACGAACCAUGGAGUCUCCGCGGCUUCAUCAACGAGCAGCUGACCCGUCUCGGAAAACCUCCCUCGACGAAAAGCACAGCUGGUACGAGCGGCGAGACAGAUCCCAUGAUUCGGCAGAAACUCCUCCGCACGCUGGGCUACAAGGUCUUGGCCGACAUUAACGAUGUCUCCGUGGUCAUGCCCACCGCGCUGAUCGGCACGGUUCUGCUCACGCUGCGAGGGCGUGGCGUCGGCAAGGCAGAGCUGAUCCGCCGCGUGGAGUGGCUCAUUGAGCGGGUGCGCGCAAAGGGCGGGCGGGUCGCGCAUUUUGGCAACGCGCCGCUGUCGGUCGUCAUCGAGCGCGGCCUGGAGGUCCUGGGCAAGGACCUGGUGGGCGUGGUCGAGGGCCUCGCAGAGCCUACGUACUACGCCGUCGACCGCUUCCAGCUCUCCUUCUACAGGAACAUGACCAUCCACCUGUUCAUCAGCGAGGCGCUGGUCAGCGCAGGCAUGUACACGCGCGUCAAGCAGGGCGGCGGGCCCGCGAUCCAGGACAUCUCGAUCGGAGACCUGCGCGACCAGGUGCUGUUCCUGUCUUCCCUGUUCAGGGGCGAGUUCAUCUUCUCUGGGGAAGGGUUGGCGGUGAAUUUGAACAGGACGCUCGCAGGGCUGGAGGCAGACCAGGUGAUCACGCUGACGAGAGAUGAGAAGGGGAACAUCACGACUAUUGGGCUGUCGGAUCGAGAGAGACAGGUCGGUCGGGAGAACUUUGACUUUUACUGUUUCCUGAUAUGGCCUUUUAUAGAAUCCAGCUGGCUGGCAGCUGUCUCGCUGAUGGGCCUGACGCCUCCGCCGGGACUGCAGAAUGAGGUCUGGAUCGAGGUGUCCAAGGCUCACAACAGCGCGCAGCUACUCGGCAAAACCCUCUACCACCAAGGCGACCUCUCCUACUUCGAGGCCGUCAACAAGGAAACCCUCAAGAACUCGUACCAGCGCUUCGAGGAAGAGGGCAUCAUCGACGUGGUCCGGUCCAAAGAUACCAAAAUACCCCCGCGCCUCCGCCUCUCGCCCGAGUGGCAGCCGGCCCGCGACCCGCAGACAGGCAGCCUCGACGCCCUCGGCAGCAGGCUGUGGCUCUUCACAGAGAAGAUUGCCAGCAGCCGCCGCGAGGGCAAGAACCGGCGCAACGGGGCGACGGUGAGCACGCGCGUGGUGCGGCUGACGGAUGUGCUCGGCAGACGGCUGUUUGAGCAGGCCGUCACCGGGGACGGGAAGGGGAAGAAGAGUAAAGGGAAAGGGAAGGCGGGGGAGGGCGCGAGCUAUCCGACGCUCAGCAGCGAGGAUGCGACGGCGCUUCGGAGGAGCGUUAAGGAGGGGAAGAGGAGGCGGAGCUUGGAGAAGAGGGCUAAGCUGUGA